Messenger RNA from Gracilinanus agilis (Agile Gracile Mouse Opossum), 2916 nucleotides. It is a transcript of the gene VWA1, whose product is annotated as von Willebrand factor A domain containing 1. The transcript has 9 exons. Gene Ontology annotation, molecular function: protein binding. Bases 1 to 2070 code for a protein of 689 amino acids. Lineage: Eukaryota; Metazoa; Chordata; Mammalia; Didelphimorphia; Didelphidae. The record is from RefSeq and is a predicted model, not a curated record.
AUGUCUGAAGCUGAAAUGGAGGCAGAAGUGGAGGAUGGGGUGUCUGACACUUCACCCAUGCUGCCUGGGCCCCCCUCACUCCGCCUAAGAGCUCCCCAACUUCGCCCAGAGCCCCUGGGUCCUGCUGGUCGCUGCCUCUGGGCGCUGAUGCUGGCCACUGCCAACCUGACCCUCCUCCUUCUCCAUCUGCUGCUGCCCAUUGCUGUGUUCUCUCUGGCCCUGCUGCCUUCUGCUGCUGUGGUCUACCUGGGUUUCCAUUGUCACUCCAGGGUGUUGCGCUCGGACUCCCGCCCGUGCCGGGCCCUGCUGGAUGACCGCAGCUCCUCGGCGCUCAUCGUCCUAGGCUUCCUGACGCUGCCCCCUAUGCUGGUGCUGGCCUCCGCUGCCUAUGGCCGCCUGCUCCGCCGCCUGUGCCCGCUGCUGCCGCUGCCGCCACCGCCCUGGGCCUCUGCCUGCGCCCGGGGCUCCGCGGCCAAGGUCCAGGGGAGCUGCAUGGAAGCCCAGGACCGAUGGGAGGGCGGCAUCCAAGCCCGAGAGUGGCAUCCCUCCACCCCACCUGCUUGUCUGUUGACUGCCAUGAGAGUCAAUAAAAUAGACCCCCGGGCCCAAGCUUGUGUUCUGGAGUGGUUGAGGAAACUGAAGCAGGCAGAAGGCCCUGCUACUCCAUCCUCAGCUGCCCAAGGUGACCUCCUCUUUUUGCUGGACAGCUCAGCUAGUGUGUCCUAUUACGAAUUCUCCCGGGUGAAGGAGUUUGUGGGGCAGCUGGUACAGCCGCUGCCCUUGGGCCCAGGGUCUGUGCAGACCAGUAUGGUACACGUGGGCAGUGAGCCCACUGUCGAGUUCCCCUUUGACCAGCACCACUCGGGAGCUGCUGCACAGGAGGCCAUCCAGGCAGCCAAGCAGCUGAUGGGGGACACCAACACAGGCCUGGCCUUGGCUCUGGCCAAGAAGCAGCUGUUCACCACCGAGGCAGGUGCUCGGUCCGGCGUGCGCAAAGUACUGGUGUGGGUGACCGAUGGCGACUCAAGCGACGAUGUGCAGGCUCCCAUGCAGGCGCUCAAGGACCUGGGGGUGACCGUCUUCAUCGUCAGCACUGGCCGGGGCAACUUCCUGGACCUCUCUGCUGCUGCCUCCCAGCCCCCCGAGAAGCACCUGCGCUUCGUGGAUGUGGAUGACCUUCGGAUUAUCAUCCCCGAGCUGCGGGGCGCCAUUCUCGAGGCAAUGCGGCCCCAGCAGCUCUACGCCAUCGAUGUCACAUCCCAUAGCUUCCGCCUGGCAUGGCCACCCCUGCUGUCCGGUGACUCUGGCUACUACCUGUUGGAGGUAGCCCCCAGCACCAACCCUGGAGCCAAGCAGAGCCGCCAAUUGUUUGGGAAUGAGACCAGCUGGUUCUGGGAUGGCCUGGAGCCCAGUACCACCUACAAGGUGGUCUUGGUGCCCGAGUCCAACCUGCAGUACCUGGCCCCACAGACUACCCAAGUCACUACCUUGGAAGAAGAGGUCAGCCCAGCCCGCAUCCUCAUCUCCCAUUCGAAGCCUCACAGCUUUCACGUGAGCUGGGGCCCAACACCCGUGGGUGUUCUCCGGUACCAGGUCCUGUACGGACCCCUGCCUGCGGGUGGUGCCCGGCUCCUUGAGGUGCCCGCCACCGAGAACAGCACCACGCUGGACAAUCUGUCACCCAACACCACCUACCUGGUCACCGUGGCUGCCAUCUAUCGGUCUGGCCGGGAGAAAGCUCUGUCGGCUAAGGCUUGUACACAGGAAGUGGCCUCCAAGAUUGGGCGCCUCUACUUCCAGAGCCUGGGCCCUAGCACGGUGAAUGCGUCUUGGGACUCGGCGGAGGGCGAUGUCCGGGGCUACCGGGUACGGUGCCGGCGGCAGCUGGGGCCCCCAUCCCUCCUCAGCGUCUCCCCUCAGACCCACAGCGUCAUCCUCACGGGCCUGGCUGCGGGCACCACCAACCACGUGUGUGUGACACCCAUCUACCCGAGCCACGCUGGGUCUCGGCGCUGCCAGACCAUCCGCAUGCACCCUGUCACGCCGGCCCCCGAGUAUCGGCCCACUUAGCCACACCCCAAGAUGCCCUUAAGUCCCAGAUACCAGAGGAGAGCCGAGCCUUUCCCUCGGAAACAGACCAGAGGGGAAAGCACUGGACCCAAGAGAUUGGCGAGAGAAGAUGAGGUCUCUGUGGCGAAUUGGUCCCUGGGAGCCCCAUCGGUCCUUUCCUGACCUUUGCGGGGUGCCUAACUCAAGUGGGUCAGUGGUCAGCUUGGGUGAUCCUCAAGGACUUGGGUCCAAAGCCUGAAGUGCUGGUGGCUCAGCUAUGGGCCCUGGGCUCACUCCCUUCUCUCUUGUACUAACACGCAUGUCGUUGAUGGCCUCCCCAAAGUGAAGAGGUGAGGCGGCGAGGAGGUAUUGGCCUGGGACCUCGUCUUUGUUUCCUAACCCUGGUUUCCCUGGAAGAGAAGUGGGGGUGGGGAUUGGGACGAGUCCUGGUUGGGGAAGCUGAGCAAGGCUGGCCACGGUUUUGGAUGUAGGCAGCGAGGGAUGCUGGGAUGACCCCUGCCCCUUCCAGCUUGCCCACUUCUAAUCUGAAAGGUGGUCCCCCACCAUGACAUUUCUCCCCACCUCCACCCCCACGUUAGGACUCUCUCCAUUCCUUUCCUUGCCAUGCGGCAGAGCCUUUCCCCAAAUGCAGAGUUCCUCCCCAUCUCUAGCACGGGAUCUCCAGGAGGUCACUGAAGCCCAAGCAAGAAUUGCAUCAGAUCCCUCUCCAAGGAGAAGAGUCGUCAAGGACAGGGCACAAGGAUGGGUCCUGCCACAAACCAUGUUUGAAGUGGAAAAUCUCUCUCCCUUUUUAAAACCUUUGCCUUCUGUCUUCGUAUCAGUUCUAAGAGAGAAGAGUGGCAAGGA